AUGGGGAACCUCCUUGUACCUACAGUUUAUGACAGACGAUUCAGCAAGAGUCUUGCAGUUGAAUUCAUGGGUCCCCCAAGAAAGACUAAGCAGCUGGCCAUUGGACGCCCACACAUGCCUGCCUACUGGUCUCUGGGAUUUCAUCUCUCCCGAUGGGGUUAUGGCAGCAUUGAUGUUUUAAAGAAAACUGUCGAUCGCAUGCACUACUAUGAUAUCCCAUAUGAUGUCCAACAUCUUGAUAUUGACUACAUGGAACGUCGCCUCGACUUUACCUAUGAUAAAGUGAACUAUGCAGGUCUGCCAGAGUAUGUCCAACAGCUAAAGAAGGAAGGAAUGCACAAUGUUGUGAUUCUGGACCCUUUCAUAACUAAGGAUGAAGAACCGGGCACUUACAGGCCUUAUGAUCUCGGACAGGAAAUGGGAGUCUGGGUGAACAACUCUGAUGGCGUAACUCCUGCUGUUGGAAAGGCCUGGCCUCCCGGAGACUCUGUCUUUCCUGACUAUACCAACCCCAGGACGGUUGAGUGGUGGACCCAGAUGUGUCUGGAGUUUAAGGAUGUCAUUGACUACGAUGGGAUCUGGAUUGUAUGUUUCAUUAUAUUUGUCCUCCCUUCUUUAAAAAAAAAAAAGAAAAUGAGGCUUUUGAUGUGUGCCUUACUCUCUUUAUUAAAGGAUAUGAACGAACCAUCCAAUUUCUUAAGAGGCCAGUAUCCUGGAUGUGCUGUUAAUGAUAUCAAUAACCCUCCUUACAUUCCUAGCAUUUCUGAUCGUUCCCUGGCACAAAAGACGUUGUGUCCCGACUCUAAGACUUACCUUGGAGAGCAUUAUAACACACACUCUCUCUUCGGCUGGUCACAGACAGCACCAACUUUCCAUGCUGCCCAGCAGGCAACUGGAAAGCGAGCGUUUGUCUUGAGUCGGUCUACAUUCGUUGGCAGUGGGAAGCAUGGGGGUCACUGGCUGGGUGACAACUUCUCUCGGUGGAAAGACAUGCACCAGUCAAUCAUUGGAAUCCUGGAAUUCAACCUCUUUGGCAUCCCCUAUAUCGGUGCUGAUAUCUGUGGGUUUAACUAUAACACUACCUACGAACUCUGCUUGCGCUGGAUGCAGCUUGGCUCUUUCUAUCCAUUUUCCAGAAACCACAAUGCAGAGGGAAAUAGCGAACAAGACCCAGCAGCGUUCGGAGAAGAGUUUGCCAAAAUAUCUCGUGCUACGCUUCAGAUCAGAUACUCACUGCUGCCGUAUUUAUACACCUUGUUCUUCGAGUCUCAUGUUCAUGGAAACACGGUGGUGCGGUCACUGAUGCAUGAAUUUACCUCCGAUCGGCAGACUCAUGGAAUAGAUACCACCUUCCUUUGGGGACCUGCUUUUAUGAUUGCUCCUGUUCUUCAAGAGGCAACAAGGUCUGUGGAUGUAUACUUCCCUGAAGCACUCUGGUUUGACUACUAUACCGGUCAUAAACUGCCAAGCACCUGGAACAAGAGCUAUGCUACUGUGGCUGCCCCGUUGAGCAAGAUCCCUCUGUUCAUUCGUGGAGGCUACAUCCUGCCAGAACAGGCACCAGCCACGACCACUACUAAGAGCCGUCUGAAUCCAUUUGGGCUCAUUGUUGCCCUGGAUGAACAAGAAGAAGCUUCUGGAUCUCUCUUCUGGGAUGAUGGUGAUUCAAUCGGUAAGCCUGGCCCCCUGCUGUGA
Messenger RNA from Phalacrocorax carbo (great cormorant), 1695 nucleotides. Lineage: Eukaryota; Metazoa; Chordata; Aves; Suliformes; Phalacrocoracidae. The record is from RefSeq and is a predicted model, not a curated record.